UCACCAAACGCUACUUAACUCUGCUCACUCAUAUCACUCUUCUCAACUCAUCUCCAUUCCUCAAGUUUUUUGAACACAAGAUCUAUCACCAAUUAGACCCAUCCAAGCUCGCCAUUGCCUUCAAGCCCAUGGGCGAGGACGCGGAGCUGCAGUCCCCCCUCUCUUUCACAGCCACCUCUUCAUCCGGCGGGGGUAUUUUUAGUGAGCUUUCGUCUGCCACCGAACAUUUCACUAUGUCCCCUACGCCCCGGUUCGUAGUGACCGAGGCUCUAUCUAAGGUCUACUACAAGGGCUUGCCCUCCAAUCCACCCCUCAUCGCUACAACCAAUCCCAGCCCCUUCGAGGAUCUAACUGGCCCCGAGGCCUACUCUGUCGUCAAAGAGCUUAGGGAGCUGGGUGAUCACCCCCUUGCUAGUGCUUGGGACCACGGUUUGGCCGACCGCCUUCGCAGUAGCCUGAACACAAUGACAGUCCUCCGGCCCAGCCAUCGUCUGGAUUGGCGUCAAGUUCGGGGCGCUCAGCUUCGAGAAGGGCAAGGACGUCGCCUUCCAUUGCCAGGCGUUCAUCAACUGCUACGGUCUCCGCGACUACCACGUCGAAAUCAGGGAGUCUCGUGUUAUGAGACAAGGGGGCAAUAGGUUCUUUGAUCCUGUCGCCUUCUCCGACCCUACUUUCACUGCUCGCGACCCAUACACUGCGACACUCUGCAUCCCG
Molecule: messenger RNA, 714 nt
Organism: Guyanagaster necrorhizus
Lineage: Eukaryota; Fungi; Basidiomycota; Agaricomycetes; Agaricales; Physalacriaceae
Exons: 3
Coding region: 129-638 (169 amino acids)
Source: RefSeq, a predicted model, not a curated record